UGGAGCUUCCCGGAAGUUGCCGAACCUGUGGUGGACGCGGGAUCCCGCGAGGUGUGGGUUCUGCCGGGGAGCGGUCUGGUCUCCCGGCUGGCGAGGUGGGGGAGAGUCGGAAUCGCAGCUGGGGCGGCCCAUUCCCUUUCGUGGCGCGGAGAAAGACCCGGUGAAGAUGGCGGGGCCGCAGCCUCUGGCUCUGCAGCUGGAACAGUUGCUGAACCCGCUACCGCGCGAGGCGGAUCCUGAGGCCGACCCGGAGGAGGUCACUGCUGCCAAAGUGAUUGACAGAUUUGAUGAAGGGGAAGAUGGGGACAGAGAUUUCCUGGCAGUGGGUAACAUUAGAAAACAGACCUCCGCCUCCCUCUUGGACACCGACGAAAGGUAUUCCGGCAAGACCACCUCUAGGAAAGCUUUGAAAGAGCACCAUUGGGAGAAGACUCUGCCAGGCUCAUCUGAUGAGGAAAUAUCUGAUGAAGAAGGGCCUGGAAAUGUUGAUUCAGAGGAUCAGGAUCUGGAGGAAUCUGACGAUGGCAUGAGUACUGCUGAGCAGGAAUAUGGUGAUGAUGGGGACAGUAGUCUGGCCUUGAAGAAGAGGAACAGAAAUCAAACUGGGAAAACACUUGGCUUCAGUGUCCAGAACAUCAGUGACUUUGAACAAUUCACUGCGGGUAUGGAUGACCUUGGUAGCAGUGAGGAAGAGGAAGAUGAUGAGAGUGGCAUGGAAGAAGGGGAUGAUGAGGAAGACUUUGACAGUGAGGAAGACAGGGCUGAAGAUAAGAACAGUGAAGAUGAUGGUGUGGUGAUGACUUUCUCUAGUGUCAAAGUUUCUGAGGAAGUAGAGAAAGGAAGAGCUGUGAAGAACCAAAUAGCUCUUUGGGACCAGCUCUUAGAAGGAAGGAUUAAACUACAAAAAGCUUUGUUGACCACCAACCAGCUUCCUCAGCCAGAUGUUUUCCCUAUUUUCAAGGAGAAAGGUGGCCCAGAAUUUGCCAGUGCUUUAAAAAAUAGUCACAAGGCACUGAAAGCAUUGUUGAGAUCAUUAGUAGAUCUUCAGGAAGAACUGCUUUUUCAGUACCCAGACACUAGAUAUCUAGUAGAUGGGUCAAAACCCAAAGCAGAAAGUGAGGAGGAGAUUUCCAGUGAAGAGGAAGAGGUAAUAGAAGAGAAAAAACAAAGAAGGGCCCCACCAAAGAGGAAGCUAGAGAUGGACGACUAUCCCAGUUUCAUGGCAAAGCGCUUUGCUGACUUCACAGUCUACAGGAACCAUACACUUCAGAAGUGGCAUGAUAAAACUAAGCUGGCUUCUGGAAAAUUGGCAAAGGGUUUUGGUGCUUUUGAACGCUCAGUCUUGACUCAGAUCGAUCAUAUUCUAAUGGACAAAGAAAGAUUACUUCGAAGGACACAGACCAAGCGCUCUGUCUACCGAGUUCUUGGAAAAUGUGAACCUACAGCACAACCUGUGCCAGAGAGUUUGCCAGGACAGCCGGAGAUUCUUCCUCAAGCUCCUGCCAAUGCCCACCUGAAGGAUUUGGAUGAAGAAAUCUUUGACGAUGAUGACUUUUACCAUCAGCUGCUCCGAGAACUCAUAGAACGGAAGACCAGCUCCUUGGAUCCCAAUGAUCAGGUGGCCAUGGGAAGGCAAUGGCUUGCAAUCCAGAAAUUAAGAAGCAAAAUCCACAAGAAAGUAGAUAGAAAAGCCAGCAAAGGAAGGAAACUUCGGUUUCAUGUCCUUAGCAAGCUACUGAGCUUCAUGGCACCUAUUGACCAUACUACAAUGAAUGAUGAUGCCAGGACAGAGUUAUUCCGAUCUCUUUUUGGCCAACUCAACCCUCCUGAUGAAGCCCUGCGGGACUGACAGCACCACCUCUCCUGCCUUGGGCCUCAGGCACAACCUCUGAGCACCUGGCGCUGGGCUAGCUGGGUUGGCUACUCAGCCAGUCCCACAGUGCAGGAAACCAAUAGCCUACGGGGCUGAGCUAGCCAGAAAUCCCCAGGAAAAUAUGCUGCUCAGAACACGUGCCUAAUACAUCCCAGGAAUCCUGGCAGUAAGUGUCAGUAUGUCUAGUGCUGCGAUGUACAAAAGACCUACCCACCAAGGUCCUUUAACCAUCACAAAUAAAAAGCACUGUUCC
Molecule: messenger RNA, 2126 nt
Organism: Erinaceus europaeus (western European hedgehog)
Lineage: Eukaryota; Metazoa; Chordata; Mammalia; Eulipotyphla; Erinaceidae
Gene: AATF
Product: apoptosis antagonizing transcription factor
Exons: 12
Coding region: 167-1849 (560 amino acids)
Biological process (GO): regulation of transcription by RNA polymerase II
Cellular component (GO): nucleolus; nucleus
Source: RefSeq, a predicted model, not a curated record